CUUCCCGGCGCAGGCGCGGCCGGCCCGGCACGGGGGAAGCCCGGCGGCUUUCCCGGCAGCGGCGGGCUCAGGGGACGUCCCCGCCGGGGUGUGCCGGGGGCACAAGUAAGCGAUGGCUGCAGACACACAGCACCACGAAGUCUAAAUUGCUGCUGCUGAAAGCUUGUGCUGAGCUUGGGCCUAUGCUGAUGUGAGUGCAGCCCCUCCUGCACCCUGGCUUUAACAGAAAGGUUGUAUUAAAAAUGCCCAGUGAGAAGCAGACUGCAGUGAAAUACUACGUUGGAGUUGACGUGGGCUCAGCCAGCGUUCGCGCGGCGCUGGUGGACGGCUUUGGGACGGUGGUGGCACACGCAGAACAGCCCAUCCAGGUUUGGGAGCCCCAGCCAGACCACUAUGAGCAAUCCUCUGCAGACAUCUGGGCUGCCUGCUGCUCUGUCACAAAGGAAGUUGUCCGUGGAGUGGAUGCCAGCCAGAUCCGAGGGCUUGGGUUUGAUGCUACCUGUUCCCUUGUUGUGGUGGAUAAUCACUUCCAGCCUUUGGCAGUCAACUCUGAAGGACAGAACCAGAGGAAUGUGAUCAUGUGGAUGGACCAUCGUGCAGCGAGCCAAGUCAAGCGCAUCAAUGCCACCCAGCACAGGGUUCUGAGCUAUGUAGGGGGAGCCAUGUCUGUGGAAAUGCAGCCUCCUAAAUUGCUCUGGAUAAAGGAAAACUUGCCAGAAUCGUGGGAGAAGGUUGGCUACUUCUUUGAUCUUCCGGAUUUCUUAUCUUGGAAAGCCACAGGUGUCACUGCAAGGUCUCUCUGUACAGUAGUGUGCAAGUGGACAUACACGUCAGAUAGAGGUUGGGAUGACAGUUUCUGGAAAAUGAUUGGUUUGGAAGAUUUGGUGAAGGAUAAGUAUGAAAAAAUAGGAAACCACGUCCUGUCUCCUGGAGAGGCUGUUGGGAAAGGUCUGACUCGGGACGCUGCGCAAGAUCUCGGGCUCCCCGAAGGGAUUGCAGUGGCAGCAUCUCUCAUUGAUGCACAUGCUGGAGGACUAGGAGUAAUUGGAGCAGAUGUGAAAGGACACAACCUUCCAUGUGAGAACCAGCCCAUUACAUCCCGAGUCGCUAUGAUCUGUGGAACAUCUUCGUGCCACAUGGGGGUCAGUGAAACCCCCAUUUUUGUGCCUGGUGUUUGGGGACCGUAUUUCUCUGCCAUGGUACCUGGAUUAUGGUUGAAUGAGGGAGGCCAGAGUGCUACAGGAAAACUGAUUGAUCAUGUGGUGCGAGGCCACGUCGCCUUCCCAGAAUUAGAGGCAAAGGCUGAAGCCAGUGCUCACAGUAUAUAUACAUACUUGAACAGUCACCUGGAUCUGAUUAAGAAAUCUUUGCCUGUGGGUUUCCUCACUGUUGAUUUACAUGUUUGGCCAGAUUUCCAUGGUAACAGAUCUCCCUUAACAGAUCUGACACUAAAGGGCAUGGUUGUUGGACUAACAUUGUCUCGGGGUCUGGAUGAACUUGCCCUUAUCUACCUGGCCACGAUCCAAGCCAUUGCUUUAGGAACAAGACACAUUUUGGAGGCGAUGCAGGCUGCAGGACAUGAGAUCACCACGCUGUUCCUGUGUGGUGGGCUGAGCAAGAACCCUCUCUUUGUGCAGAUGCACGCUGACAUUACUGGCAAACCUGUUGUGCUGUCCAAAGAAGUGGAGUCUGUUUUGGUGGGUGCUGCUAUUCUUGGAGCUUGUGCUUCUGGGGAUUUUGCAUCUAUCCAGGAGGCCAUGGCGAAAAUGGGGAAAAUUGGAAAAGUUGUGCAGCCCAACCACGAGCAUAAAAGAUUUUACGACAAGAAAUACGAAGUAUUUUUGAAGCUUGUGGAGCACCAGAGAGAGUAUCGCUCCAUCAUGAACAGCUUGUGAUCCAGAGGCAUGGGAGCUGGGAACAGCAGGCAAAUUUCCAGGUGCAAUUUGCUGACAGAUUUUUAUCAUGCAAAUUAAAAGAAGGGAAGCAACCACCGUGUCAUCAGCUGCUCCAAGAGUCCUGCAGAGAGGCCCAGGCUUCACUCACAUGGAGAAGACAAGAAUAUGAUGGUUCCAAAGAAGCAAAGAGCAGCUCUUAGGAAAAAACUCCAUGAGACCCUCCUGGGUGAAGAGGCCUCAUAAGGCAAGAGUCAGGAAUGACAGCUUGUCAUACAGGUAACCUGCAAACUGAAUGUUCACAUGAGCUUGGUUAUUUUGUAUUCUGAUGCAUUUCAGUUCCAUGUGUCUCUUAAGCACUUUGAAAGUUAAAAUCUCUUGAAUGCAGAACCUUUCUCUGCUGUCCAAAUGCCUCUACACUGUUCAGUCAUGGUACAGUAUCCAGAGGAAUCCUUCUAAAAGGGAUCCCUGCUGCCCCAGCCCUUUGAAAAGAAAGUAUCCAGCUUGACACAGAAUCCUUCUGGGAACUGGGAUUCCAGCAUUAAGAAAGGACAGAGCCAGUGUGAACUGUUUGGAUUUGGCAAUAUCUGGGGGGAAAUCCAGCUGCUUUCUACACUGGAAACUGGAAAUUCUAGAGGCAAGUUAAAAUCCUGCACUUCAAAUCUGAGUGAUGUUUGAAAGGUCCAGCCUGACCCUUCCUAGGUCUGUUUUUUAAUUAACCAGGCUUUUCAUGGCACACGGUGUUCUCCUCCCUGCCAGGGCAACUGCAGGACUUCUCCAGGUAAGAAUUCCAGAAGCACUUACACUAGAAGGUUCUGGAUGCAGCAGGAUGGUAACACUACCACCACAGUAUUGCCAGUACCUGCAUCAGAAGGUAAUCACACAAUGGUACAGACUGCUUUUCCUUGCUGGGUCUCUUUCAAUCCAUUUGUUAUGUGCUGCUCACUCAGUAAAUGCUGAUUUAUAAACACUUAGGGGUCGAGGUUGUUUCCUUGGCUUAUUUUGUUGCUUCUCACAAGAGGUGUGAAAAGCAACACAGUUCCACAAUAAAGAACAUUUUCCUUUUUUCCCCUGUAUCCAGCCUCCCAGUGCAACAAGCAACCUCUGACUGGGGCCUGGUGAGAUUAGGAACUUCCAUGCUGCUUUUUGUGGAAUGUUGUCCCAGAGAUUCAAUAAACUACACAAAAUAAAAAUGCUAAAGGACUGUUUGAUAUUUCACAGAGUUGUUUGAUCUGACAUGUGUCAAAUGAUAAAUGCAAAUGGCUGCAGGAUCAUUCAAGCCCAAGUGGGUUUUGAAAUGCUGUGGGAAAAUUAGAGGAUAAAUAAAUCUGAUCCCAAGAGCUCAAGCUCGUUGUUUGGCAUGUGUCAAAAUGCAGACAGAGGUAAAUAUUACCUUUGUCUGCAGGGAGGGCAGAUUAGUGCUGCUGACCAGGGACUGUGCCUCCAGUAGGGGGUCAGGCAGCAACAUGCCAAAUUAAAAAAUGGAGAUAUGCUAAACAUAUUGGAGGUUAUUUAAUGUUUACAGGGAAAUUAGCAGGAUUAAUAAACCCUCUUUCUACAAUGGACUGUGAAAAUGAAGGUGAUUCUUUAUUUUUAAUACGUGGUUUUCCUCUGCAAAGUGACUGUGCAAAACUGGAGCCUUUGCUCUUUUAUACUAGUAUGUGCAGAGGUUCACAGAUCAGCUAGGGGAGGGUUUCCUUUCCACACCUUCUUUCCCUGUGGAUCUUACUCUGGAAGCUCUCUGGGUCAUGGCUGAAGCCCUCAGGAAUAUGGGUGCCCAUGGAGAGAAGCAUUGCAGCUGCAUCAAGGUGGAGUUGUCCAGAGUGACUUCCAGGGCCAGUUAUCCCAGAUAAACCAGCAGGCACAGCCAAGGAGCAGCUUGGACCCCUGGAAAAGCCAAUUGCCACAUCCUUUUUUACCCAGGCUGCUGCUGAUUUCCAAGUACGACAUAGAGAGGUCUCAGGAGCAAAAGGGGGCAGAGUGUGAGGACAGCUGCACAUGCAGUGACAGCAGUGAGUUUGUGCUGGUCAGAAAACAGGAAAAUUGAAUGUCAGGGCUGGCACCACCAACAAACCCAGCAAAGCACAAGCAGCAUCUCAGCAGAAGCAGCACAGCUUGACUGGCAGCUCCGGGGCACAGCGAGCAGUGUGACAGGUCAGGGAAAUGAAACCUCUCAGCAUUUCAACUGAUGCAACUUGACAGGGACCCCAGUGAAAACAGCAGCACAACAUUGUGUUGCCAUUUUGAUGGGAUUGUUCUGUUGAGCUGAACAAUGAUCUUUGUUCUUAAAAACAGCCAGCAAAAACAGUUUGUGUGAGCUGUGCUGUAACGAGAAGUCUCCAGGAGCCCUCAGUGCAGGGGUUCUGCACCCAGCAUCCCCUCAUCUGCUGUCACUGAGAAAGGGAAUUUAAGAGAAACCAUGUUUGAAAUCCAGAAAAAAAAAUGUUCCUGAUGCCAUCAGUUACAUCAUGUGUACAAGGACUAGGAAUGUGAAAUUUGGCCCAAAGGUAUUUUUAUGAACCUCGCUCUGACUUGUGCUUUUUACUCGUUUUCAUUUGAGUGCAGCAUUUAUCUUUGUGCCUCUUGUGUUUUGUUUGCACACACAGAGCGUUUGGCUGAGCCCACAGCUGUGUUUAUUCCUAAAUCCCCAUCCAGUCUGUAUGAACCCAGUCUGGCACCGAGCUUCCAGCUUCUCCUUGAGCUUUGUGCUUGACAUCCAUCACCUCUGACUGGCUUUGACCCACUGGGGUGGUGGAUCAGAGUCUGGGGAUCCCCACGGCUGCACUGCUGUGCCUGUGCUCAGUCCCAGCGAGGCCAGUGGGGCACUGAUGGAUCCCAGAGUCCUUCAAGGCCUUUCACAAAAGAAUCCUGUGGAAACUAAGAUUUGCUGCACUCAGAAUCCUUUGUUUGGUAGAACAGGAAAGGAAGGACUCCUCUGAAGUUGACCCAUUUGUGCUUCAGUGAAUUUUUCAUAAAAUUGACAAAAUCCUGUUUUAAUCUAUCCCACUCUACAACCUUCUGAGGGACUCUGUAGGUUUCUCUAAAAUACCUCUGUGGUUAUUGUUAAUUAGAAAAAAAUAAUAUUGCUGAAGGAUCGCUUUUCAGUUGAACUUCCUGAACAUAUGGUUCAAACUGAAGCUGAAAAGGAAAACUUCAGGACAAACUGUAUGAAUUACUACUAAUAAUAAAAUCAGACAUUUUUUAUAAGUCCACAUUAAUCUUCUUUAAAAGCUUUGGGUUAACCACAUUUUUUAAAUAAAACUUUUACCGGAGCGGAAUUUAUUAAGAGAGCUCAGUGUUGCCUUAGCUCUGUUCCAUGGGGCAUCAAGAGAAGUUUUAUUACUGAUCUCAGUCACAACAGUCUUAGAUCUACACAGAAUGGUUUUGAUAAGCCCAAUGUAAAAGUUUUAUUGGUUUAAGACAUGAAAAACAGACAUGUUACAGAGACCACUUCUACUCUAUAAACAGCCAUAACAUGGAUAAUGCAUCGCACUGGAGUCGGUGCUCCGGAGUGUAAAUAAUGGUGUGGAGGGAAGGAAAGCCUGGCCAAGUAUGUACAGCUAAGAAAAACAACAUAGACCCAGCUUGUAUAUGGUACUUCUCCUCUACAGAUCUCAAAAUUAAAUACAAAUAAAGUCUGUAUCAUUAGGUCAUACUCACAGAUGGAAAAGGGAAAAUUAACCAGGCCCGGGAAAGAGGGAAGUUGAUGCUCUUUGUUGUUAUGUCUAUCUUUGUACUUGAAACUAGAACUACUGAGGCAUUAUUUGAAACAGGUUUUGAGGCCAUGUGGUUGCUGUUUGUCCUGGAUGGGUUCUGUUCAAAGCCUCCUUUUCCUGUAUGUUAUAAAACAGUGUUAGAAAAACAUGAAACAACCGGAAGUAUUACACGGUGUCUCCCAGAGGUGUCCCUGGCUGUUGGGGAUCCACUGAUUUGAUUUGUUGUGCUCCCAGAGGAUGGGCAUAGUGGCAGUGGUGAUGUGGGGCUGUGCUCUGUUGUCUUUAUCCUAAAGAUAGAAAUGUGCUUUUAUUGCACCAGCAUUAACAACACGGUCCCUUGUUCUCCUUUGUACUUAGAUCUUUUUAUAGUGUGGUGAAAAAAGUGUGAAUGGCUUGUAAAUAUAACUUGCACUUGCUUCAAGGUGCCAAGCUCACACUGGCUCCAGUGGUGCAGAACACGGGCCUUAAAAAUCCUGAAAUCCCUUUAUAAAUGCAAUUGUGGACAUACUUCCCUCCACUAUUCUGUGCUUCAUCCUUGUAUUCACUUGGAAAAACUAUUUAAAUGCUGUAAUCCCAUCCAUAUGGCUCAGAGCCUCAAAGAAGGCAUUUAGCAGACAUGUUUGUCUGGAGAAUUAGGGUUUUACACAGAUUAUCCAGUGAGUGGAGAUGGGAUACCUCCUCUGGGGGAGGAACAGGAGCCCACACCAGGGGCUGCCUCAACAGAAGGACCCUCUGAAUCUGUUCUGUCCUUUUCCUGUUAACAGAUCCUGGACUGGAAUAAACAGUGAGCUUAUGUUGGGAUGAGAUGUCUUUGAACAAUUUUCCUCUGCAAGACCACACAGAUUUACUUAAAAACAGUAAACAGAUUAAAAAAACCUUCAUGCAUGACUGGAAACCAACUUACUGAAUUGUUUAAAAUGGAACUUCCACUACUUUUGUUUGUGUAAAAAGCUUUUACAGGACUGCAAACCAAUGUAAUUAUGCCUAGAUCACUGUUUUAUUUUAGGCAGUGUUUCACAUGGGAAGCAGGAAUGGGGGACAGAACCAGACCUAAGCCUGCUGUGUCCUACUCCUGAUUUUUACCCGUAGAAAUUAAUUUUAUGGGACAGCUGGAUUUUUAUGCUGCUGAUUAAAAAGACAAGCUGUCUUCUCAGAAGUGAGUUCAUGCUUGAAGAUGAGACUUCAUGUUUGUUACAUCUCGAGCUUUCACACUUACAAAUGUGAUUAUUGGACUGUUGAUUUUUGUAAUAGAUUGGGGAUUUUUUGCAUAGUCGAAUACAAAUAAUAUGAUUUUCUAGUGCAUUUUACCCAUUCCACAAGUUUGUAUUGUAAUUUAACAGUAUCCUCUGAGAUCAUCUAUUACAUUUUGGCAGCCUAAGACUUCAUGGGCAUUUCAAAAGCGGCACCUUGUAGAUGCGAAAGCAAUGAGCAAAUAAAAAUACAGUUACUGAUUUUUCAGGGAACAUAAAAAUGUGAUUUCUCCUGCUUCUAGUGAUGGAACCUAUAUUAAUUCCAGGGAGAAGGGCUUGGUCCUGGUUCUUACACAGGCCUUGAGACUGCUGCCAGAAGAAUGCCUUGUUUAAUAGCCUGUGUAAGCACUGCCUGCACUGUUAGUCCUGAACACUUCCCACAGAAUAAAUGCCCACAGCUGGUUUCUGCUGGGUGAGGGGCUCACUGGAGGCAGGUGGGGUAGCUGAGAUUCCUGGAAGAGAAGUACUGCAGAGUCUUCACUAAAUUAGUAAUUUGAUUGACAUAUUCAGUUCAUUAAUAAUAAUUUACUGUGAUUAGGAGAGAGUCACAGAAACUCAGUGUAGAUAUCACGCAGAACUAAUUGUCAC
This is a messenger RNA of Passer domesticus (house sparrow), 7446 nucleotides long. It is a transcript of the gene FGGY, whose product is annotated as FGGY carbohydrate kinase domain containing. Gene Ontology annotation, biological process: carbohydrate phosphorylation; pentose metabolic process. Bases 243 to 1895 code for a protein of 550 amino acids. The record is from RefSeq and is a predicted model, not a curated record. Gene Ontology annotation, cellular component: cytoplasm. The transcript is spliced from 18 exons. NCBI's taxonomy places the organism in Eukaryota, Metazoa, Chordata, Aves, Passeriformes, Passeridae. Gene Ontology annotation, molecular function: D-ribulokinase activity.